This is a messenger RNA of Amoebophrya sp. A25, 548 nucleotides long. NCBI's taxonomy places the organism in Eukaryota, Dinophyceae, Syndiniales, Amoebophryaceae. The record is from the annotation of a GenBank genome assembly.
UGGUGAUCUUGACUCGGUCAAGACUCUACUUGAUAGGGACUUCAUCUACAGAAAGACACCAGAUGACGAUGACAGAACUUCUAAUAGAAGUAGAAAAGUUUCCUCAACUACAAAGACGUGGGAUCCUCGGUACUUUCUGUGCAAGCGUGGUUCCAACGCCUUUCACUGGGCCUGUAGCAGCGGCAAUCAAGAACUCGUUGAGUUUUUGUACAGGUGGAUGGAGAAUCAAGAAAGCUCUGCUUCUGAACACGACUGUCCUCUUGGAAAUGGAGAACAACUGCUUGACGAAGAUAGAGAACCAGAGGACGUAACGGUGAGACGAACACGAUCGACAUCCAAAACUGCAGCCACACUUUUGAAUGCCAAGAACAAGGAUGGUCGGACGCCGCUUAUGUUCGCAUGCAAGUAUGGCCAUCUCGAGGUGCUCCGAUUCUUGGUUCAGGAUCUUCCUACAGACGCUGUCGACAUUUCCGCGGUCUCCACCGAUGGCUCCAACGCUUUCGACUGGGCUAUAUUUGGUGGGAACAUGGACUUGAUCCGCUUUUUCC